Molecule: messenger RNA, 243 nt
Organism: Clunio marinus
Lineage: Eukaryota; Metazoa; Arthropoda; Insecta; Diptera; Chironomidae
Source: the annotation of a GenBank genome assembly
AUGGUUGAAAGUCAAACCUUCAUUUCGAAUUGGGCGCCGAAAGAAAAACAAGCGGCGAGCGGCGAGCAGCGAGUUAAAGUGAAAACAAAAGUCGAAGGAAGAUUCGUCGAUGACCUCGAACUUGAUGAAAACUUUGCCAUGCAAUUAAACAAACAACUUUCGAUGUGUUAUCUAUCGAAAGCAAAGGAAAAGAAGAAUCAAAGCAUAGCAGAAACAUUAUUCUCAUUAGUGAUGUUCCAAUAA